AUGGUCAGACACGUAAAGACAAAUUGGCCGGAGCCGCCCUGCCACGCCUCGUCGCGGUCCCGGGGAGCAGGCUGGCUGACUGAGGGCGACCAUGGGCCCCGAAACGGCUGCGGGCGACGCGGGCUCCCACCUCGGGGCGCGGCGACUGGGGCGAGAGGUGUCCGCAGCCCCCAAGCCAGCCCCGCGCAAAAAGCCAGAGAGACGCGCCCUCCCCCUCCUCCCACCCAAGCCUCACGCAGCGGGGCGGGCCAGUCGCGGGAGAAGGGGGCGCGCUUGCCCCGCCAGGGGAACCGGGGCCUCUCCCGGGCAGGCUCCACUUUGUCCCGGGACUCUGGGGGCCUCCUCUCUGCCCUCGCCCUGCCCCGUGAGGCUGCCACUGGGCGCCUCACCGUGAUGUUGCAGUGGAGCCUGAGCUGCGGCGGCGGCUCCUGGUUCUUGUGGAAGACAGAGGCCAGCAACUUCAGCUUGGCCUUGAACCCCGACACGGACAUUUUACUCUCACCUCUGGCGGGAGGGACGCGGAAGCACCAACCAUUUGCCUAAAGCUAACUGCGUCAAGAAGAGCAUGCCUCAAGGGGCUGGAGUGAGCAAUUCAACUUGUGGAGGAAUGAGAAAUGAUAGUGUUGAGACAAGCAACAUAAAACCCCAGGGUAAGCUGCAGCAUAUCGUGAGUGAUGAGGUCUGUGUGCAGGUAACUGACCUUUACCUGGCAGAAAAUAAUAAUGGGGCCACCGGAGGCCAGCUGAACACACAGAACUCAAGAAGCCUCCUGGAAUCAAUGUAUCCACAGAAAGCCGAGCAGCUAAUGUCAGAUGAGAAAUGCUUUAAGGCAGCCCCUACAACAUUUUUGGCAAAAAAAAUCAUUCUCCCAGAGCAGAUUGUGCUUGUGACCUUGGGCCAUGAUAAGGCCAUAGUCUGGUGUCAGUGUGGGGCAGCAACGAUGACACACCUCAUCCUGCUGUGAGGCCUUGUUGGAGGCUCUUUGCCUAGUCUCCAGGCAAGGGGAAGCUGCCCUUCUCUUAGCAAGGAAAGGGGCUACUUCUUUUAGACCAGAGCAUUCCGUGGAAACUGGAGGCUCAAAGUUCUCAGAUGUAUCCACUUAAGUUUCCGCAUACCAGCUAUCAGGAUCCUAUUCUUCUCCUCUCCUCCCCUCCCCUCUCCUCCCCUCCCUUCGCUUCCCCUCCCCUUUCUUUUCUUUUCUUUUCUCUUUCUCUUUUUCUCUCUUCCUUUCUCUCUUUCUUUCUUUUUGAGAUGGGAUCUCAUCCUGUCACCCAGGCUGGAGUGCAGUGACGUGAUCUCAGUUCACUGCAACCUCUGCCUCCUGGGCUCAGACGAUCCUCCCACCUCAGUCUCCUGGGUAGCUGGGACCACAGGCACACGCUACAACAUCUGGCUAAUUUUUGUAUUUUUUAUAGAGAUGGGGUUUCACCAUGUUGCCCAGGCUGGUCUCAAACUCCCGGGCUCAAGUCAUCCUCCUGCCUCAGCCUCCCAAAGUGCUGGGAUUACAGGUAUGAGCCACUGCAUUCAGUUCUCCUUUUCCUUAAGUAAUUCUAAAUAAAAACAAGACUAAAUCAU
Molecule: messenger RNA, 1575 nt
Organism: Pongo pygmaeus (Bornean orangutan)
Lineage: Eukaryota; Metazoa; Chordata; Mammalia; Primates; Hominidae
Exons: 5
Coding region: 1-543 (180 amino acids)
Source: RefSeq, a predicted model, not a curated record